This is a messenger RNA of Oikopleura dioica, 279 nucleotides long. The record is from the annotation of a GenBank genome assembly. Lineage: Eukaryota; Metazoa; Chordata; Appendicularia; Copelata; Oikopleuridae.
AUGCCGCUCAAAGCUGCACUGCGCGACCAAUAUUUCGACUACGAAAGAUCCGUCGAGAACAUGCAGGAAAAAGUGUUCUUUGCAAUCAACCCUGACGGCGAGAUCAAGCUUCAACACAUCUUCGACCACAUCGCCGGCGAUCGUGCUCGAAUGAAAUAUCGUCAACCUAGAAGAAGCUCCGGCCAGUGGACGACCAUGAUUGAGCCCCCGCCAGUCAUGGAUAAAACAAUUAACUUCGACAAAUCUGUAUAUGGCUGCAAUGGAAGCAUGUACUUUUAA